AAUUGACCGGCUCCAAACCAAAAGUAUAGCAUAGUAACUGUUGUCUGAAUUGUUAUAAUACUAUUUACAUAAUAUAUUCUUGUUCGCUAUUAAUAUUUCAACAGUGACUUGACAGAGAGCACUAUGGUCAAUUUUAGGGUGCUAUCGAGAGCGAUGUCAUCCGUGGCGAGAGCAUUCGAAGGGCAUGGCGUGGUGCCCGAUGUCGUUCCUAAAGCACCAACGACAGACAUCAAGGUAAAAUACCCAAGCGGCGUUGAAGUUAAUUUGGGCAAUGAGCUCACUCCCACUCAAGUGAAGGAUGUGCCAACCGUGACGUGGAAUGCCAAACCUGAAAGUUACUACGUGCUUGCCAUGACUGACCCAGAUGCGCCAUCCCGAAAGGAACCAAAGUUCCGUGAAUGGCACCACUGGCUGGUUGGCAAUAUUCCCGGAAACAACGUGGCCGCAGGCGAGACACUUUCCCAGUAUGUUGGUUCAGGACCCCCGCCAGAGACUGGCCUUCAUCGUUACGUGUUCCUUGUAUACGAACAGCCCGGGAAGCUGACGUUCGAUGAGCCGCGUCUUACCAACAGAUCUGGCGAUAACCGUGGAGGAUUUUCCAUUGCAAAAUUCGCUGCGAAAUACAACCUUGGCGAUCCCAUCGAAGGAAACUUCUAUCAAGCUGAAUUCGACGAUUACGUACCAAUUCUGUAUAAGCAACUGGGAGGCUAAACCACAUUUAAACACCCCUGUAUAGUUUGUUAAUAUUUAAUUCCUGUGAAAUAUACCUAUUAUUUCUGCUUUUAAAAAUAAUUUAUGAUUCAUAUCAUGCUAUACAGGAUGUUGUUUAAUGAGCUUGGAUUUUAUAAAAAGACUGAAAUCAACAAAGUUGAUAUAUUACUUGAAUAUAAUCAAGAAACAUCAAAUCCAAACUCAUUAAGGUGUUUGAAAUAAUGGCAUAUAAAUAUGUAUAUUUAGCUCGUAAGAUUACCUUCCAAAAUAAAAUAUAUAGUUCGUCGUGUG
Molecule: messenger RNA, 1002 nt
Organism: Vanessa atalanta (red admiral)
Lineage: Eukaryota; Metazoa; Arthropoda; Insecta; Lepidoptera; Nymphalidae
Product: phosphatidylethanolamine-binding protein homolog F40A3.3-like
Exons: 5
Coding region: 124-711 (195 amino acids)
Source: RefSeq, a predicted model, not a curated record